Messenger RNA from Diversispora eburnea, 468 nucleotides. Lineage: Eukaryota; Fungi; Glomeromycota; Glomeromycetes; Diversisporales; Diversisporaceae. The record is from the annotation of a GenBank genome assembly.
UUCUGGGAUAUACCAAUUGGCAUGCAGGAACAAGAAUUUAAAAGUAUGAUAAAAAAUAAAUCUGAAAAUGUAACCUCAUGCAAUAUGAGCACAAGAGGAUUGUGGUUAUCUGCAAUAGUACAAUUUAAGAAAGAAUAUAUAGCCAAAAAUCUAUUAAUGAAAUGGCCCCAAAUUAUUGAGGAAGAAUCAUGCAGAAAAGAUAUAAAAGAAAUCAAGGAACAGGUAAAAAAUAUAGAUGAAAGAUUGGAAUUAGUGGAAACUCAUUGUGUUUAUGAAAUAUUAAAUGAUGAAGAAGUAAAAGAAAUGGAUAUCAGUGAUAAUAAAAAUGAAAAAAUGAAUGAAAAAGAAAAAUCCAAGGCACAAACAACUAAUAAUAAAAAAGAGGAGAAUGAAAUGGAAAAAACAAUAAAUUAUAUUUAUGAAACAGUUAAAACUCUGUUAGAAGAAAAUAAAACAACUUUAACAUGA